Molecule: messenger RNA, 1487 nt
Organism: Tigriopus californicus
Lineage: Eukaryota; Metazoa; Arthropoda; Copepoda; Harpacticoida; Harpacticidae
Exons: 4
Coding region: 38-1411 (457 amino acids)
Biological process (GO): sensory perception of taste
Cellular component (GO): membrane
Source: RefSeq, a predicted model, not a curated record
GCUCUCUGACUUGAUUAGUAUCCUCCUUGCUCCGACUAUGUUCCAAGUCAAGGAAUCCAAAGUGGAACUUCAGCUUUUUCAACCUUUUGCUAGGAUCCUCACCUGUCUUGAAUGGAUUGGUCUUUUCCCAUUAACCCUGACCCCAGAUGGUCGUCAAUUUCUGUAUCGAAAAUCUGCCAUAUUGAAGAGCAUUCUACUCAUCGUUUUCAUCUUUCUUUGCCUUCUAUCUGCGGCUUAUGUGGGCUUUUACGACACACCAAAUAUAUUUCUGAUCGGAGUGCAACUGUCUAAGCAACUGGGUCUGUCUCAAACGGACUUUGUGGCCUUUUUCAUCGUGUACCCUUUGGGUUUUUUUAACAUGAUAUUCCACACCUUGGAAAUGAAACGAGCUUACCAUGGAAUUAAUGAAGUUGUUCAGAACUUGAUCCCAUGUUGCCGUAAAACUGGAGUGACCCAAAAGGAUCUGAAAACCAUAUACAAAGAUACUCGAUGUAUAUUGGUGGGUUUUUUUAUUUGUUUGCUAGGAUCUUGGGCGUGUUGUUUUUUGUUUCAAUACAGGAUUGCGCAAGUCGUUGAAUCUGGAGGGAAACGAAUCAGCAAUUUAGUUCUUUAUGCAGGAUUGUGGAGUGUUGGCACCGUUAUUGGAAUGUUUUCCCCAAAUCAAGCCGUCUCAAUCUUUUUUAGUGUGUACAUUACCAAUGUCAUAAACCUGUGCAUGAGAAAGUUUUCCACCAUGAUGCAGAAGGAACGAAAAGAAUAUCCUGAAAUGAAAAAGACAAAGAUAAGCGUUGUUCCCAUUCCUAAUACAUCCGAUCUCAAUACUACCUUUCCUCCCAAUGUCCAAACCCGUGAAGCAGAGGAACUGGGCACCAUGAUCCAUCAAAUCUUAGAGGGUGUUAGCCAUACCUUUGGUCCUCUUUUCUUCAUGAACCUUGGCUAUAGUUUUCUUUGUGUCAUUGUGUUCAGUUUCUGCUCCAUCAAUCUCAUCUCUCCCAUUGUUGGGGGAAAUUUCAAUAUUCCCGCCUUGGUUUUCGGAGGUCAAUGUCUAUUCCUGUUGACCCAUGCCUCACAUAUCAAUGAAAGAUUGUACCAAGCGGGACAAAAGUUAAAAGACAGUUCUUCGAAGAUUGGGCAAUCCCUGACAGAGCUCUAUUUAGAGGAUUAUGACCUGAUGACAAAAAGUGAGCGAGCCAGAUUCAAGGAUGUGCGGAGUCGCUUCCAGAAUGUCACUCCGAUUCGGCCUCAUAACUUCAUCGACCUCGAUGUCAACACAUAUUUGGUGACCAAUGGUUUGAUCAUAACCUACGUGAUCGUUUUACUUCAAUUCAAGAUUGGAGAAGAUCCAAAUGAAGGGUCUCGAGUAUUCAAUUGCUCCGAUUUCAAUUCUUCUUUGUUUCAAGUUGAGAACUAAUUGGAAUUGUUCACACAGUAUUCUUAUUGUUAUUUUUUCGACCAAAUUAGAGUAAUGAUUGACAUUGAAUCUUUAA